AUUUAUUCCAUGUGCUUAGUGUUUAUGUUCCCAAUUAAUUUUUGGGAGAUUCUGCGCAUUUUUAACGGCCUUCGCACGAUAGACUAUACACUGUGACGUGAAGCGUGCAUCGAAAAUCGGAACGGCGGCGUUAGUUUGUUGGCCUGCUUUUCUAAUAAAGCAAGUUUGAUUUGCUUGUUGAGCCUAAAAUUUAUAGCUGCUGUAAAUAUAAAAAGUGUUCCUAGUGGUAUUUUUGUACCUCAACACUAAUAGUAAGUAGGAAGUUCUAGUCAAAAUAUACCGUCAUGGCAUCAUCACCACCUCAAGAGCAGGCGCCGCUAAAUAUGCAAAGGCAACCGCUCGAGGCGGGCAUAAACCGACAAGAUUCACAGGUGAAGAGCCAGGUCGAUGAGUUAAGAGAAAAAGUGCAAAAACCGGCUGUGAGCACAGGCCUUAUAGUGUUCUUAAUACUAAACAUCGUCAUGUUUUGUGUCGGUGUGGCCACAACGAAAGACUGUCCAAUAAAGCCGAUUAUUCCCAUAUACUUAGCAGUCGCUGGUGCGCUGGGGAUUGUUACCAAGAUACUUCCCAUCGUCAACAUGAAGUUUUUCAAUAACACCUUAAUAGAACGCGUCGUGUACGCUCUGUUUAUAAUCGAAUUCAUAUGGAUGAUUUUAGGGUCCGUUUGGAUUUAUAGCAUCUAUGAACCUCCCUACAAGCCUAUCACCGAUCAGCCUCACUGCAACAAGACCGCGUACCUUUUGGCAUUUUGGUUGCUGACAUUACAUUACAUAUUUUUGCUGCUAUCCAUUCUCAUUCCCUGCUGUGUUUUUUGUUGUAUAUUUACGUGCGCAAUGGUAUCAACUAAUUGAACUAUUUCCUCUGCAAGCUUAUGAUUGUAUGUUUACGUAUAUUCGGUAUAUGUACUGAUCUUGUAGCUUUGAGCGUGUAAAAAUAAACUAUUACCACACAAUCACACCUCA
This is a messenger RNA of Photinus pyralis (common eastern firefly), 962 nucleotides long. RefSeq names its product transmembrane protein 272-like. The coding region runs from base 285 to 851 and encodes 188 amino acids. The record is from RefSeq and is a predicted model, not a curated record. The transcript is spliced from 5 exons. Lineage: Eukaryota; Metazoa; Arthropoda; Insecta; Coleoptera; Lampyridae.